This is a messenger RNA of Alternaria alternata, 3460 nucleotides long. RefSeq lists its product as hypothetical. The coding region runs from base 321 to 3020 and encodes 899 amino acids. The record is from RefSeq and is a predicted model, not a curated record. NCBI's taxonomy places the organism in Eukaryota, Fungi, Ascomycota, Dothideomycetes, Pleosporales, Pleosporaceae. The transcript has 2 exons.
CAUCAUCAUCGCGGGGAAGCUAUCGUAGCUAUCUCCAGUGACAACACAGCAGGCAUACCGCAACAAUAUCCGGCGAAUGGCAAGCGGUAGACGCGAGAAACUUGUUCAUUCCCGGUUCCAUUGAUGAGUUGAUACAUGCGUCGCGCCAAUGUGAUCCCAGCGGUAUUGGGACCAGCCUCCCCAGCGUAAUUGGGUGGCUGGCAGACAGUUUCAAGCACCCGCCAUCUCGAGUAGAAAACUUCUCCACGCCCAGCUACAGAAAAUCCUCACAAUGCUAUCAUUCUUGAACGACUCCACUUGAUUAGUGUACCGAAGAAGAUAUGAAUGUGGAGCCUGGAUUCCAACUCAAGCAAACCAACGUCUCUCAACCUCAACUAUCCCACCAAACCUCACAGCAGAGCGUUGCUGCUUCAUUAGCUGCUUCGGAAGGCUACUACAGCGCGUCAGAACAGGCGUCUAGUUCGAGCGAAGAAAGACAGCCUUCCUACCGGACGCCGCCCUCUGCCCACCGAACACCAGCGCAAAGUCAUGAGCAGUUGGUGCCACACACUGACGUCCCAAUAACGUCCCUACGAGGUAUCGGUAUCCCCAGGCAGCAGCCUCAACGCCCUCAGUCACCCGCCGUCUCUACCAUUGCCGAGGAAUCGAGACCAGACACGCGAGACGCGAGACGCUCCCAGUUACUAUCAAACAUGGACGCCGAAUCGCAGGUAACCACACCAGGCCAAGACACUACGCCAUACAUCCGCUUUGCUAUCGACCAGCUUACUCGGGAUGAGGAGGUCAGAGGAUCGAGAAUAUACCCAGAGGUUCGGCCAGAGGACGAUGAAGAUGAUUAUCCCGUCGAUAGGAUCGUUCACGACAAUGGCUUGGGAUAUAUGGCCCAGGAACAGAGGACACAGCAAAGGAUGUCGCAAAAGAUACCACGGAAACCUUUGAGGAAUUCAUCAACACCGCUUGCGGAAGCCCCAGCACCUAUGGCUACCACGCAACCUUACAACCCGCACUACCAAUCCCAGCAGUACAGGCAACAGCAGUCGCCCUCGCCUCCUCGGUCACAAGAUGACGUUUUCGUAGCUCAUACUCAGCACGCGCCACUCCACUUCCUCCCAGCCAUUCUUCGCCCAUUUUGGCUUGGUAUCUUCAUCUUCCUGUGCAUCCUUAUGAUCGCCGCACUGAUCUUCUCCGCGGUUUACUCCAACCGCAACGACGUUGGCGGCCUAUGGAACUACAACGCUUUUGGCGACAACCGCUAUUUCGUGUUCGAAUACCUCCCAACCCUACUCGGAAUGCUUUUGCUGCUUUGGCUCAUCCAGGUCCAGACGGCUCUCCAACGCCUCAUACCCUUCAUCUCAAUGGCUUCUGAUUCUUUCCACAAGCGAUCUGAAGCUGUCUUCCUCCGACUGUACCCCAUGCAGUUCUUGUUGCCCAACUUUGAGCAUUUCCACUCUGGACACUCCGGCGUCGGAGUUUUCUUCCUCGUAUCAUGGUUGUUUACUUGGACGAUACCCCUUCUUGCUUCUGCUUUUAACGUACGUUAUGACCUAGAACGUAGUGUUUGGCGAUGGGUAGCCGUCCAAGGCAUCGUCUGGACCAUCGUUGUUCUUUACAUUCUUCUUGUCAUCGCCCUGGUCUAUCUGCUGGUUUUCCUUAUCCGCAACCCGACUGGCCUGAAGUGGGAUCCUCGAUCGCUUGCCGAUAUCAUCUCGCUUCUCGAGCGCUCGAACAACCUCACCGACUACAACGGUUCCGAGACAUUUGAGAAGGGCGAUUGGCACCUUGUCAGCAACCGCGCAGAUCGCCUUGGAUACUGGACGACCACCAAAAGGCCCAGCGACGUCUUCUAUGGCAUCGGCGAGGAGGGUGCUGGAAUUCGGAGGUUCUCAGUCGAGCGAGGGCGUAUCAUGGAGAAGGGAGCAGAGCGCACCAGUUCUGAGCUAGCCCAGGGCAACGAUUUCACUAUCCGCACCGACAUCCGCAACCCGAGCGUGCGAUUGCGAUACCUUCCAUGGUAUCUGAAGGACACUUCAGUUAUUGCAUGGAUCGUCAUCGCCGGCGUAUUGCUAGUCGCCUUCCUGGUCGUCAGUUUUGUAAAUGACGCUGUUCGACUUGGAUUCCUGCCCCAAGUCUUCGCCCGUACAGACUCAGGUGGCUUCUCGGCUUCAAACUUCCUCUACUCCUUCAUCCCAGCACUGAUUGCCAAUUUCCUCUUCCUGGCUUUCUUGUCCUUGGACUACUCCCUCCGUGUACUCCAGCCCUACAUUGCGCUGUCCGCGAAGGGCGGAGCCACCGCCGAAGCCUCCCUGCUAGUCGACUAUGCCUGCCGUUUACCUCUCUCGGUUACUUUAGCAGCGCUCGAGAACAGACACUGGCAAACAGCAGUUCUUUCUUUUGUCUCGUUGACAUCAGCCACCCUUCCUGUUCUUGCUGGAGGCUGCUUCUGGACGCAAUACUACGGCGGCGAAGAUGUCGUUCGUGUCGCAGCAGAGCUUGCAGGAUACUACGCCCUCUGCUUUUUCCUCGCCUUGUACGGUAUCAGCCUCCUCGCUCUCUUGCCAGGUCGCCGCCGAGCCGCCCUUCCUCACCGCAGCAACACACUCUCUGAGAUAAUCAGCUGGGUAUACCAGUCUCCAAUCCUCGUUGACCGCGCCUUCUCUCGUCCACAGACAAAGCCCGAGCUUGUAGCAAAGCUAAUGGGAACCACCUACGCCGAGCGCACAUGGGCGCAAUCGGCCCUCUCCCUGGUCCGCCCGUCGCGCAACAACCUGCGUAAUGACGAGGCUGCAGAACCGGCCCUAGGCGACAAGAAGAAGGGAAAAGGACGCAAGAGCGAGAAACACAAUUCUUACACCGAUCCCCAUAAGAUUCGCUAUGGCUUCGGCAUCCACGUAGGUCGCGACGGCCUCGAGCACCUCGGUAUCGAUCGCGUCCACCGUGGUGGAGAAAGGAGUGGUCGCGAGCUCGUCAUCUGGGAAGAGCAGCAAAAGAGCAAGAGGAAGAGCUGGACAAGCCAGGCUUAGGCUUCUCACACGAACGUAACGCAACGUACCUUUACGAUUACAACCACACUCGCAUAUGCAAUAUCGAGUUUUUCACAGCACCAUCACACUUUUAGCAUCGGCGUUUUUUGGGGAAUAUUAUGGAACUAACGGGACUCACGGCAUUUUGGGACGACUGGCGCAAUGAUCUUGGAAUUGAACGAAUCUUACGCAACGUAAAAGGAAUUGUAUAGUACGACAUGGUAAUGGUGGGAGGAAAUCUUGGAUAUAGAGUGGGAGUCGUAGACAGACUACGCUUCCCAUGUGAUAAUGACGUGCAAACGGAAAGGCAAGCAAAUAGGCCUAGUAAUUAUGAGAGCUGAAUAGCAGAGAUAUGGACGAUGAUGAAUAUGGAGAAUGACAACACCAAUGCACACCAUCAUGAUGCGAUUGGAAGUUAGUUCUUUUGCCUCACUUGUACA